UCUGCCCCUUUAAAUUUUGUGACAAGUGAUAAGACAUUGUCACGCAGCAUCCCUUAAAUGCUGUCAAUUGGCCAUGUUGGUAGCAUUGCAUCCAAAUGAAAACAUUUGAUAAAAGAUUUUCCUUCCAAAUAAAUUUCAGGCCGAGAAAUUGUUUCUAUUGAAAACGUUGUAUUUCUUAAAUGUGCACAAUAAAACGUGAUUUGAUUUAUAGACUUAAUCGUGUUGAAUAAGAGUAUUUUGGAAAUUACACACAAAAGUACAGAGUAUUGGUGAAAAGAAGCAUGGUAAUGAACACGAAUCAAUCGAUGGAAAGCUUUCCGCUUCAGCAUAUAUCAUCGUCGGAGGAUUCGAGCAGUUCGUGGCAAAUGGUGACUAAUUCAAUGAAUUCAAGUCAAAAUUCACAAUCGACGUCCAAUGGAACUACGUCAACUGCGAAAAAAUUGCAAAACAGUGAACUGAGCGAAGUUGUAUUGAAGGAGCUGCGUCGUCGAUAUAAUGGGCGCAGUUCAAUGAAUGAAACUGAACUGGAAACCGCUCAGCAAUCGAUGAACUUGAUGCGACAGAAUGUACAGCACUUGUUUGAUAACGAGAUUCAAGCCAUUGUACAGAAAUACGUUGAGACAUACUUCGAGCCAGCUUUAAAGAACAUCAAAGAAAAUCUAGAAAACUCAGGAAUUACAGACCAAUACUUGAAAAAGAUGUGCUGUGAUUUACUUGAAAAUACCAAACAAACCUAUAAAACGUCAAAUGGAGUAACACUUGAGCCAACUUCGUCGAAUGAAGUGGUUGUUGCGCCAAAACCACUGGAAAAUAACACUCUGGAACAAGUGUUUUUUUCCUACACGAAUGCGCCAAUCAAACGAAAAGAUUCUGCGGUAACAUUACAACGAAGCCAAAGCACUGACCACAGUCCACUGCACAAAAGAUCGCCGAUAACUUUUCAAAACAAAUGCAUCACCGCCACCCGACCGGGUCAAAUCAUUUUAAGUGUGACUUUGACUACGGACACGUUAUUUACAUUUGACUUUAAGGUGCACGAAGCAUUCGAUUACGGGCCAAAUGAUCGUUUAAUAAACAAAUAUCCAGACUUGAUACGUUACAUCAUCGAUGUCCAAGACAAAGAUUGGUUCAUACAGCAACGGAUUCUCUCACCAAUUCAUCGUACAUCGCAAAUAAUGCUGUUCACUAUUGAAGAGGUGAACCGAAUUGCACAUUCGGAUAUUCUAAGAAAUCAACCUUACCGGAAACCAAUCGAACUACUUGGAUUCAAAAUACCCGAGUUUAUGCUGCAAAAGAUGCGAAAGUUUAUCUGUGAACACGGCGAAAACAGUAAAAAAAUCAUUACGAAUACGAUUCAACCGAAAGUUUCGUUGUCGGCUCUUUUGUCAGCUACACCAAAACCAACCGCCAUCAAAACCAUUCAAUCAAUUAAACCGAUUUUGAAGCCUCAAUUGGCAAACACCACGUCACUGUCGUCAAUGAUUUCGUCCAUGAGAGCAAAUUCACAACCGACCACCGUUUUGCUGGUUGACACAAGCGGAAAUGGAUCAAAAACGGCAACCAUUACCAGCGCAUUCAUCACAUCAUCAGACGAAGGCUCCAUCAAUUCGCCUGUCAUCGCACGGAGCUCAUUAAGUUCAUCGCAUGCCACUUUAUCGGCAUUGUUAUCGAAUUCACCCACCGAAAAAACACUGAAUUCAAUUGUCUUAAACGAAAUCAACGACUAAAUUGACAACGGGACAGUUUAAUAGCGCACACGGUUUUUCAUUGGGUUUUUUUUUUCUCUCUACAAAUUCCAAACGAAAUCCAUACGAAAAACAACAGAAAAAAAAAAUCAAGAAACAAAACACUCAGGUCAAGCAAAUUAACCAGUUGAUUGCGUUAUCAUAUUAUUAGUUUCUAGUAGAUACCUGUUGA
This is a messenger RNA of Sitodiplosis mosellana (orange wheat blossom midge), 1917 nucleotides long. RefSeq names its product deoxynucleotidyltransferase terminal-interacting protein 1. Lineage: Eukaryota; Metazoa; Arthropoda; Insecta; Diptera; Cecidomyiidae. Bases 282 to 1727 code for a protein of 481 amino acids. The record is from RefSeq and is a predicted model, not a curated record. The transcript has 6 exons. Gene Ontology annotation, cellular component: nucleus. Gene Ontology annotation, molecular function: DNA binding; nucleosome binding.